Molecule: messenger RNA, 645 nt
Organism: Ostertagia ostertagi
Lineage: Eukaryota; Metazoa; Nematoda; Chromadorea; Rhabditida; Trichostrongylidae
Source: the annotation of a GenBank genome assembly
AUGCAGGCGCGCCCAGAUCUGAGUAAGCAUUUUGUCUCGUAUCCAAUGGAAGAGCGGUCGGUACGUUAUGUUCUUGAUGACACCGAAGAAGAUGAGGAUCGCGCGAUGGUACCCGUCAAUAGUUGCCGGCCUUUCCACGUGGAAACCUUUUGGAAAGUAAAUUUAAUUUCGCUUGUUCGUUAUGAGCGCGAACGAGCGAUCGCCGCUGCUAAAGAAGCGGAUCGCAUUCAAAAUCUGUUUCUACGUAAGGCAGCCAUGAAGGAAAGAGACCUACGCAUGAAUUUCCAGCGGGCAUUGCAUGCGCACGAUCCCCCCUUGUGCAAUGGCUGUGGUGAUACUUCGUUGGAGGCUAGAAUGCUUACGGCAUUCUAUAUCGAAGCCCGCGAUGAGGCUGACCAGCAGGAAGAAUUGAAUAGGAGGCAGUUACGGGAGCUGGAGGCCUGGGAAGUGAAUGUUGGCGACACUUCGACUAACGUGGAGGAAUUCAUUUGUUUUCUACACGCAUAUGAGUACGUGCAUAGCACCGAGGUGAUUGCGUUCAAGGAUUUCGUAGAGAGCGGUGUCCGCAUUGGACAGAUUGAGGGUCACCUACCCUUUGAGCCGAUUGAAAUUGGAGAAGGGGACCUCCCCGAGCCAGAGUUAUGA